UGUGUGUAUUUUUAAAACUCAGAUCCAUUGUUUAUCAUAUAUUAUGUUUUAUUGUACUGUGAUGGGCAUUUUGCAUAGUUAAAGUGAUGCAUCAGUUAUCACUGUCUUACCAAUGAAGUGACCUCUAUAAGUAGGAGCUAUAACCUUUUGUCUUGUAGACUUUCAGCGGAUCCGUAUUGGAUCAAAGCCUUGCCUGUUAAGUUAGAUCUAGUUUUAGUUGUGAGCUUUAGACAGUGUGCAACCUAAAGUUCCUCCCUACAUUUAUCACAGGAUUUUUAAAUUAGUCACUGUUGGUUUACGAAAUAAACAAUAAAUAUGAAUCCAUUCAUGAACAUUUCCUAAAUGAUAGACACAGGUACAAAGCAGUUUAUGAGACACAUUUUAUAGACAAAUAAAUUCAGACAGUGCCGGAAACAUGUGCACAUGAAUAACUGAAAAGAACAAGUCUGAAAUGAGUAAAUUCAAAAUGACUGAAGCCAUGUUAACAAAGCAUGCAUGAAUGAUAGUAUUAUAAGUAAGCAGACUCAAAAAGUGAAAAAUAUGUGGAAAUGAGUAAUAAUAGUUGAAACCGUAACACAAAGCAAAAGCAUCUGUCCCUGCAAACAAGACCAUGAAUCACUUUCACCAUCCAAAGAAAAUUUUGCAACAGCUUUGUUUGAAAUUUGCUCUACUGGGUGGAUCUGAUUACUCACGUCAGGCCCAACUAGCGUAUGAAAUGCUACACCUGAAAAAUGUUCUCAGUAAAUGCUUUCUGGGGGUUGGGCAAAGGCUUAUAUAACUGUGGAGGGAAACAGCCAGGACAUAAACACUGAGUUACUGCUGUGAAAAACAGACACUAACAAAUGGAAGAUUUGCUCAUACAACAUGUCAACCUGGAGAAGUAUGAAAACCAGGAGAGGCACAAGACGGAGGGCUUCAGAAGCUCCAAAGCCCUGGUGGUGCGAAGAGGGGCCCCAUUCAGAGUCAGUCUGCAGCUGGAGGGCCGACCUUUCAACCCCAGGACUGACUCUCUGAGGGUCAAAAUUAUGCUAGGUCGCCUGUAUGCGAUGAUGCCGGUCACCUUCUCCAAGAGGGUUUCUUCCUCCUCUUGGAAUGCCUACAUGGAUCCAGCGGACUUGAACCUCCACAAGCCCUCCAUCUUCAUCUAUCCUCCUGCCUCUGCCUCAGUGGGAUUCUACAGGUUUCAGCUCUGGGUGCCGUCCAGGGGCGGCCAGCAGAGGACUGCCUUUGGCAAAUUCAUCCUGCUCUUCAAUCCCUGGUGCCGUGAGGAUUCAGUGUAUAUUCCCUUCGAGGACCAGAGAGAGGAAUAUGUCCAGAAUGACUCUGGGUUGCUGUUUGUGGGGACACCUGUGAACACUGCGUCAAGACCAUGGUCCUUUGAUCAGUAUGAGCCUGGUGUUCUGGAGGCAUGCCUGAAUCUGCUCCAAGUCAGCCCUCAGCACCAAAACAACAGAGUAGUGGACUACCUCAACCGAACAAGCCCCAUCUACAUCAGCCGGAUCGUAUCCGCCAUGAUCAACAGUGAGGAUGACCAUGGAGUCUUGAAAGGGAACUGGUCUAGUGACUUCAAACAAGGAGUUCAUCCCUCCAUGUGGACGGGGAGCGGGGACAUCCUGAGACAGUGGGCGCAAACUGCUUACCGCCCAGUCAAGUAUGGACAGUGCUGGGUGUUUGCAGCUGUCAUGUGCACAGUCAUGAGAGUUCUUGGCAUUCCUUGUCGUGUUGUCACAAACUUCAACUCAGCUCACGACACUAAUGCCAAUCUGGUGAUCGAGGAGUACUACAGCGAAACAGGGCAGAAGCUGAGUCGCAACAAAGACAGCAUAUGGAACUUCCAUGUCUGGGUGGAGUGCUGGAUGAAUCGUAAGGAUCUGGGAUUUGGAAAGGAUGGCUGGCAAGUUCUGGACCCGACACCUCAGGAGAGGAGUGGAGGAGUGUUCUGCUGCGGCCCAGCUUCAGUCAAAGCAAUCAAGGAUCAGCGCAUCGACCUUGUUUAUGACAUCCCCUUUGUUUAUGCUGCGGUGAACGCCGACGUCCACAAAUUCAUAGUGAGCCAGGGUCAGGUGGUCAGCCACAGCAAAGACACAGAGAGAGUUGGAUCCCUCAUCUGUACCAAAGCUGUUGGCUUCCCCAGACUCCAGAACAUCACAGGAGACUACAAACACAUCAAAAGCCCAACUUCAACACUUACAUCAAGGAGCUCCACAAUGUCAGAGGACUCAACAGUGAGGAGAGCAAGCUCAUCCGAGGGAGUGCUAGUCCUCCUGACCCUGGAUAAAGCUCCACUUGCAGGAAAGCCCGUCUCCUUCACGGUGAAAGUCACAAACAGACAGAGUGUUGCCAAGAUGAUGAAGGUGCAUAUCAACGCCCAGGCCAAAGAAUACAACCACAGCCCCUCAGACACCUUCUGGGAAAUACACAGCACCCUUGAACUGGCACCCAAAGAAGUCAAGGUGCUGCACCAGCAGAUCCUCCCAGCCCAGUAUGAGGAUGUGGUGGGAGACAACCUGAUCAACCUCGCCGUAGUCCUAGAGGACAUGGCCAAUCAGGAGCGGUUCCUGGCCUCAGAGGAGUUCAAUAUCACCAGCCCACAGCUCGCCAUACAGGUUUCAAAUGAAAGCAACAUUGUUCCUCACAAGGAGCAGACUGCCACAGUGACCUUCACCAACCCAUUCUCUCACAUGGUGAGUGGAGUCCUGACUGUAGCCGGGGCUGGGCUGAUCCCGGGCAAGAUUAACUUCAGGAUGCUCCCACUGCAGCCAGGAGGAAGAGUGCUGCAGCCCAUCACUUUCAUCCCCAACAUGGCGGGAACAAAGAUGCUUCAGGCUAGCCUGUCACUGACAAACAUCAACACAACAAUCACAGGCUUUGAGAUGGUCUUUGUCAACAAAGUUUAGAUCCUUCUUGUUUGCCUCAGUUUGUCACAUUGGGGGCUGUACUUACAUUUAUUGAUACCAGCGUUUUUGUGCCUCAGAAACACGUUUUCAAUUAGGUUGUAACAGCUACAUUUCUCAGCUGAAGCCAGGUCGCAGAGGAAAGAUUCAGAUUACUGCCGCCCCGUCGUGUAGCCAAUCCUCGUGUUUUUCUGUUGCUGUGUAUGAUUUAAAUAUGAAUGUAAAUUAUAAGUAUUUAUUUAUUUAUUUACUUGAAAUUGAAAUUGUGCUUUUUGAACUUUUUGAAAAAUAAAAUAAAGUGCUUAAAAACUA
Molecule: messenger RNA, 3206 nt
Organism: Seriola aureovittata
Lineage: Eukaryota; Metazoa; Chordata; Actinopteri; Carangiformes; Carangidae
Gene: tgm5l
Product: transglutaminase 5, like
Exons: 14
Coding region: 843-2897 (684 amino acids)
Biological process (GO): peptide cross-linking
Molecular function (GO): protein-glutamine gamma-glutamyltransferase activity
Source: RefSeq, a predicted model, not a curated record